Messenger RNA from Mesoplodon densirostris (Blainville's beaked whale), 717 nucleotides. RefSeq names its product NADH:ubiquinone oxidoreductase subunit B5 (gene NDUFB5). The record is from RefSeq and is a predicted model, not a curated record. Lineage: Eukaryota; Metazoa; Chordata; Mammalia; Artiodactyla; Ziphiidae. The coding region runs from base 30 to 599 and encodes 189 amino acids. The transcript is spliced from 6 exons.
UGCCCGCUCUUCUCUUGCCCGUAGUAGCCAUGGCAGCCAUGAGUUUGUUACGGCGGGCUUCGGUCUCUGCAGUGGCCGCUCUGUCUGGCCGCCGCCUUGACACUAGACUUGUAUUCGGGGGCUUCCUCACCCGUGACUUUCCGAAGACUGUCGCUCCUGUGCGACACAGUGGAGACCAUGGGAAAAGACUGUUUAUCAUCAAGCCUUCUGGAUUCUAUGACAGACGUUUUUUGAAAUUAAUGAGAUUCUACAUUUUGUUGACUGGGAUUCCAGUAGCAAUUGGCAUAACUCUGGUGAAUGUAUUCAUUGGUGAAGCUGAGUUAGCAGAAAUUCCAGAAGGCUAUACCCCAGAACACUGGGAAUAUUUCAAGCAUCCUAUAUCAAGAUGGAUUGCCCGAACUUUCUUUGAUAGUCCUGAAAAGAAUUAUGAAAGAACAAUGGCUAUCCUUCAAAUUGAAGCUGAAAAAGCUGAAUUACGGUUAAAGGAGCUGGAAGUACGAAGUUUAAUGCGUGCAAGAGGCGAUGGUCCCUGGUAUCAGUAUCUGACCAUUGAUAAGACACUUAUUGAUCAUUCUCCAAAAGCAACUCCUGACAACUAAUAUUUUAUUUCUCUAAAUACAAAGUAUAUUCUCUUUAAGCAAAACUAAAUUACUAGAUAUAUUCUGUAUUUUUUCUGUGUGAUGAAUAAAAGAUCCUAUUCAUUGCUCCAUUUCUCAA